This is a messenger RNA of Drosophila busckii, 4237 nucleotides long. It is a transcript of the gene stumps, whose product is annotated as phosphoinositide 3-kinase adapter protein 1. Gene Ontology annotation, cellular component: cytosol. NCBI's taxonomy places the organism in Eukaryota, Metazoa, Arthropoda, Insecta, Diptera, Drosophilidae. The record is from RefSeq and is a predicted model, not a curated record. The transcript has 6 exons. The coding region runs from base 217 to 3861 and encodes 1214 amino acids. Gene Ontology annotation, molecular function: fibroblast growth factor receptor binding; transmembrane receptor protein tyrosine kinase adaptor activity.
GCCAAUUUAGGCAACAGACUUUAUAGUUCAGUGUGUGUGUGUGUGUGUUGGUGCUUGUUUGUUUAUUGGCGCGUGCGCAUGCGCAGCGAGUGAAAGUGCAAUGAGCAACUGCAUCAUAAAUUGCAAUUGUGCAUAGGACAGAGCCAAUAAACGUGCUCGGAUUUAUUAAACUUUUCGACUAAGCGACACUCAAAUUGAAAUUGAAACGAUCUCAAGAUGUUUAUAACUAUGGAUAAUACCAAUGCCUUCUUCUCAGAUAAUCCGUCAUAUUUUUACAAUGACACCAAAUCGCCGCGCACGCCGGACUCGCAGUCAUCGGGCAAGGUGUUCUCGAUGUUUAAGCGUCGCAACUCGAAGGGCAGCAGCCCCUGUCCGCCCGCACGCAACUCGGAGCAGCUGCAUCUUAUGACAUCCGCCAAUCUUGAUUCGGCAGCCACCAAGGCCUUUGGCAGUCCGCGCGGCAGCUUCAACUCGCUGGGCGGCUUCUCUCAACAAUCGUUUGAACUGCAGCCGCUGAUGUAUCGCCAGCGUUCGCCAUAUUCGCACUCCGAGUCAUUCCGCGAACGUCUUGGCUCCUGCAAUGAAACACACAGUUCGCUUUGCCCUGGAGGAGGAGGAGGAGGCGGCGCCGAGCACGACGAGGUCUUCAAUGCAAGCAAAUCGCAACGUCAUCAUACUCUGCCCAGUGGCGGCGGCAAUGUGCGUCGUCACUCGUUUGGCAACUGGGCGCAGCAGCGACAGCAGCUCAACACACAAUCCACAUCGCCAUCGAUGGGCCCUGGCUCACCGGAUGAGGUGCCCAGCAUGUUAGCUCCACGCCCGCCCAUGCUCUCCCCCAGCAAAUUUCGCAGCAUGUCGUAUCGUAGAAAAGACAACUGUGGCAACGUGAACAACGCCAGCAACAUUAGUGGAGCAACAGCAGCAACUGGGGGCUACGGCUACGGUCAGCCGGGCUACAACAUGGACGACAUACUGAUCAUCACUGCCAAGCACAGUGAGCGCGCCUAUCUGCGUGCCACAUUUCUCAAAAAUCACUUCGACAAGAUUACCAAGCAACGCGGACGUAAACCAUUCAAUUUUCUGCACAUAAAAAUUGACGAUGGCCCCUUUAGUGAGGAGAUUGCUCAGAAAUAUCAAAACACAGCGCUGCAGAUUGUCAUACUCUGCCCCGCGCUGCUGGCGCUGCCGCACAGCUUCCUGAUGACGCAGCUGAGCUCGAUUAUACGCGUGGAGAAGGUGCUGGCCAUACUGCUGGACGUGGGCGAGGAUAAGGUCAAGGAGAUGCACAAGGCGGCGUUGCCGAGCUACUACAAGUGGCGCCGCUGCGUGGUGCGCGACAAUGACCAGGCGCAGAUCAGCAAUAUACUGGGCAUUGCCACCGAUAUACUUGGACGCGCGCUGUGCCAGCGUCCGCCUUGUCUGGACAGCAGCAGCUGCGGCGGCGGCGGCGGAUUAUCGCGCAGCUUCUCCAGCUGCUCGGAGGGAUUCACUGUGCAGCCGAAGAAAGUGAAGCAGGGUCAGAAUAAAGUGCUGGCCAUACUGGCGGAGCCGCUGCAGCCCAGCGACAGCAUCAAGCUGCUGGUGGAAAAGUCGGGCGAGCUGCUCGAGAUACGCAACUUCAAGUGCCGCAAUCCGUAUACGCUGCAGUUCGCCAUACCGGACAGCUGCAUGGAGAUCUCGACGAUGAUUGAGGUGCGCAUUGAGAAGAACAACAAGAGUCUGGGCGCCAGACCGGUCAAGUGCGAGAGCCGGCUGCGGGAGCUGGAGCAGCUGCUGCGCAUCGAGGACUCGCCCAUUGAGUUCAUGUGCCAUGCUUUGGGUGUGGGUGCACUGGAGCGCGAUGCAUUGGAUCAGCAUUUGCUGCAGUGUUUCCAGCGCAACAUGCCGCCCAAUUUCCAUUUGCUCAACGGACCCGCCGAGCGCCAGCCGCACUUCUUUACGCGCCUGGAGUCCAGCCCAGAGGAGUAUCCCACGCUGCUGCACUUUGCCGCACGCUGGGGACUCAAUCGUCUGUGCCUGCAGCUCAUGGAGUGUCCGGGAGGCGACACCGCCUGCGGCGUGCGCAACUGCGCUGGACGCACGCCCGCCGAGCUGGCCGAGCAGGAGGGUCAUCACAAGCUGGCGCAGAACAUUGUCAGCUUCUCGGAGUUCCACAAUCUCACCAUGGUCUAUCACUACUUCAAGGGCGUGGACAAUGCCACCAGCGGCGCCAGCAGUCCGGGCGCGCAAACCAAAACGGGAGCUCAAGUGGUGAUUGCUGCCGCCUCGCCCCGCAGCCAGAAGCCGGCCAAGCAGCUGCCCAGCAGCGAGUACAUGGAAAUGUCCAGCGGCUCGGAGCGCGAGAAUACGCCCGAGGUGCGCAGCAAGACGGAGACGCUGGCCGUAUCGAAUCUCAACUACAUAAGCGUCGAGACUGAGGACGAGAAUCUGCAGAGCUGCGCCACCGAGAAGCAUCUGGAGUCCAGCAAGGUCAUAGCGCCAGGUCCGGAGCAGACCACAAACGAAUUGCGCAUCAACGAACCGCCGUAUUAUCAAUCCCAAGCCAAAGAGCAGAGCACAGCACAAGGAGCGGAUGUGGUCGAUGGCCAGGUGACGGACAAGUUCAGUCAGGAGUGCUCGCAGCUGCUGGAGAAUCAGCUGGGCAACGACUAUGUGCUGCAGCCCUCGAACAUACCCGUGCCCGCUGCUGUCGUUGCUGACGAUGGCAACUAUUUGUUCCAGCCCUCGAAUCGUCCCGUGGAGGAGCCACUGCGUCUGAGUCGCUCCACAACGCGGCUGACACCAGCGCCCAGCGCCAGCUAUGGCACGCUGAAGCGCAGCGCCAGUGACGCCUCCAGCAGCACACGCGCCAACGCCGACGACGAGCUGGCCGAGAUUAUGCACGACUUCAAGAACAAUGUGCUGUCCAUACGCGACGUCGAGCUGCUGGUGGAGAAGUGGAAGCAUCGCAACGAUGUGCAGCAGAGCUACCGCGAGAAGCAGGACCAGAUCGACCAGCUGCGUCGCGAGUACGAGCGCAUCCAUGAUCAUGUCAAGCUGCAGCUGAAGCGCGAGACGCCCUUCGAGCGCAUCAAGAAGCUUUUCUCGCGCGGCGCCAAGCAGAGCAGCAACAGCUGUGCGGACAGUCUGCUGGACGAAACGAAGAGCUCGAUUGCCACCAGCUGCAGCCUGAAGUCGGGCGCACGCCCAAUUAGUUCGCUGAGCCUGCAGAGCGUCUCCAGCUCGAACAGCAGCUCGGGUCGCUUGAGCACGGGCAGCAACUGCAGCGGCGCUUCUAUGGGCGAUUCGGGCACACACUCGGAUCAUGAGGAGCGUCGUCAGUUUGGCUGUCGCCUGGGCAAUGCCGGUUCGCUUAUGGACAACUAUUUGGUGCCGCCGCCGCCCAGGCCAGUGUUCACCCCCGUGUCCACGCCCGGCGAUGAGCGUCAUCAGAUUGUGUUUCCCUCGCCCAUGUCCAGCUGCCAGCGUCUGCAUACGCCCACCAGUCCCACCGGCUCGGAGCACUACCAGAUGUUCCCCUCCAACAUACCCGUCUAUGGCACUGGCAGCCAGCCGCUGUCCAGCUCGCAGAGCAGCAACUAUCUGAACACCAUCAUGGAGGCCAAGGAGCAGGAUACGCAGCAUUACCAAAACGGCGUCACCUUGCAGCCCAUCAAGCUGAACGAGCGACCCAACAUUAUCUACGGCAAGCUAACCAAGAGCCACUCCAGCGGCGCCUGCAGCUCCUUCAAGCCCAAGCAGCUGGCCCAGGCGGUGCCCUGUCCGCAGGUGGGCAGCAUUGAAGUCCAAGCUGAGGUCUAUCAGAAUGUGGAGGCCGAGCCCAAGUCGCCCAGCACGGAGGCCAACUAUAUGAACUGCUAGAAGCUCAUUAAUUAUUAUUUAUAAGUUUAAUUAUUAACACGAAUGAGUAUAAACUAGUUAAGCGAGCGAGCAAGCUACAUUUAAUUUCACUUUUAAUUUUAAUUCGUAUUUUUAAUUUGUAAAUUUCCUUGAAAUGUUUGCAAGCAACCAAAACCCAACACAUAUCAUUAAUUUUAAGCUCGCACACAUGCAACGAAUUCAAUUUCGACGUUCAACGCGAGUACAUUUAAUUUUAAUUGUCUUAUGCUAAGCUGCGUAAUUUUAAACUUUUCUCUUUGUAUUGUUUCUAAGCUGAGCUGAACAUGAAAAACACUUUUCUGGCACGAAAGUUAAAUGCAAUAAAUUUAAAUACGUUUUUUUCUUCUGCUAUAUAAAA